This is a messenger RNA of Poecilia latipinna (sailfin molly), 1089 nucleotides long. RefSeq names its product daple-like protein. The record is from RefSeq and is a predicted model, not a curated record. The transcript is spliced from 3 exons. NCBI's taxonomy places the organism in Eukaryota, Metazoa, Chordata, Actinopteri, Cyprinodontiformes, Poeciliidae. The coding region runs from base 1 to 1089 and encodes 362 amino acids.
AUGAGUCAGAGUAGCAAGGCCUCGACUUCUGAUUCCGAGGAAGAAAGAGUACAACGGAUGUUAGCGAGAGAGAGACGGAAGCUCCACGAGAUCAUGGAAGAAGUCGGCAGGAUGUCCUUUGGGAGUCAUGCACUCUUUAAAGCAAAUGAGGAGUUAAAAUUUGAAGUUAUGACAUUAGAACAAGCAGCAUUUGAAAAAGACAAGCUUGUUCGGGAGAAGGAUGAAGAAAUUAAAAAGCUGGUUGAUAUGAACAUGACUUCAGAAGAGGAUUACGCCAGACUGGACAAGAUAAACACUGCCAUGGAGAAGAAACACAGGGACUAUGACAAGGAAAUCACUGCCCUGAAGCAGAAAUUCAGGGCUCUGGAACAGGAGAACAUCAACCUGAUGGCAAAAACCAACACUCUGGAGGAGGAAAACGCCGCCCUGAAGAAGGAAAACGCCGCCCUGAAGGAGGAAAACGCCGCCCUGAAGGAGGAAAACGCCGCCCUGAAGGAGGAAAACUCUGUCUACAAGCAGGUAAACGUCAUCUUGGAGGGGGAAAACAAAGUUUAUGCCGAGGAAGUCUCCGACCUGAGGCAUGACAGGAGGAUUCGUCUGGAUAAGAAGACCACAGUAUUGGAGAAGGAAAACGCCGCCCUGAAGGAGGAAAACGCCGCCCUGAAGGAGGAAAACACCGCCCUGGAGGAGAAAAACACCGCCCUGCAGCGGGAAAACUUCAUCUUGGAGGGGGAAAAAAAAGUUUAUACUGAGGAAGUCUACAACCUGGGGAAGGAAAGGAGGCGGGAAAACUUCAUCUUGGAGGGGGAAAAAAAAGUUUAUGCCCAGAAAGACUCCAACCUGAGGCAGGAAAGGAAGGCUCUGUAUAAGAAAACUAUUAUCUUGGAGAGAGAAAACACCACGCUGAAGGAGGAAAACGUCGCCCUGGAGAGGAAAAACACUACCUUAGAGCUUGAAGUGGAACAGCUGAACAAAAGGUUCAGGGAAUUAGUGGAACAAGAAAACCAGGAGCCAUCUCAUGAGGAAACCGACAAAGACAGCCAGUCGGUUACAGAAGAGCCACAGAAGAACCCACAUCCAGGUUCAUAA